Clonostachys rhizophaga is the source of this 1173-nucleotide messenger RNA. The record is from the annotation of a GenBank genome assembly. Lineage: Eukaryota; Fungi; Ascomycota; Sordariomycetes; Hypocreales; Bionectriaceae.
AUGCAACUUGGACAUUCUCGGCCGGCGGCCCAGUUCUCAACCGAGCUGCGAGAAAAAGUAACCAGAUCCAUUGCCAAGGCGUCGCAUGACUUCCGCUCCGAUGUUGUCACCGUACCAACUGAGGAUAUGCUGCAGGCGAUUCUCCAUGCUUCCGUUGGAGACGACGUGUAUGACAUUGAGGGAGACGCCUCCACCAAUGCUCUUGAGGCAAGAGUCCUAGAGUUGACGGGCAAGGAAGCCGCAUUGUGGGCUGUUUCAGGAACACAGGCAAAUCAACUUGGCCUCAGGACUCAUCUCAAUCAGCCACCGCAUUCCGUCCUCCUUGAUCACCGCGCCCACGUCCAUUGCUCCGAGGUCGGCGCCCUUCCCUUGCUGUCCCAGGCGUCCGUCACCAUGGUGGUGCCCCAUAACGGCCUGCACCUGACUCUUGAAGAUGUCAAGGGCAGAAUCAUACCGCAGGGAAACAUCCAUGCCACGCCUACCCGCGUAGUUUGCCUCGAAAAUACGUUAUCCGGAGUGAUUCUACCACUCAGAGAUGCCGAGGCUAUCUCGCAGUACGUUCGGUCACUACCAGUUCCGCAGGGGCAACAGGCUAUCGCCAUGCAUCUGGAUGGAGCUAGGCUCUUCGAUGCGGUUGUUGCAGAGGGUGUAGAUGUAAAAGCGUACGUCGCUUGCUUUGACAGCGUCUCCAUAUGCCUUUCAAAAGGACUGGGCGCUCCCAUUGGAAGUAUCCUGCUCGGAAGUAAAGAUUUUAUAUCACGGGCUCGAAUCUUUCGUAAGAUGUUUGGCGGUGGCACGCGGCAGCCAGGAAUGAUGACUGCCGCAGCUCACGCUGCACUCAACCACACGAUACCCAGACUGCCUCUGGUACAUUCCAUGGCGCGGGAAACGUUCCAACGGCUGCAAGCCAUUGGCUACACUGCAUCUCUCCCUGUACAGACUAAUAUGAUUUUGCUCGACCUACCCAAGGCCGGCAUCUCGCCCGAUGCUUUCAUCGGUUAUUGCAGGCAAGCUGGACUCCAAGUCACUUACAGUGGAAGGCUUGUGUUUCAUCAUCAGACAUCUACUGAGGCCACCAACAAGCUGGUCAACGCCCUACAGCGGUUGAUGGAGGACAAGAAUCGGGGGCGUAUUGAGGAUUGUGUGGCGGUUCCAUCGGCAGGACAUUGCUAG